Molecule: messenger RNA, 2209 nt
Organism: Boeremia exigua
Lineage: Eukaryota; Fungi; Ascomycota; Dothideomycetes; Pleosporales; Didymellaceae
Product: class I alpha-mannosidase-like protein
Exons: 2
Coding region: 142-1938 (598 amino acids)
Biological process (GO): N-glycan processing; carbohydrate metabolic process
Cellular component (GO): endoplasmic reticulum; Golgi membrane
Molecular function (GO): calcium ion binding; mannosyl-oligosaccharide 1,2-alpha-mannosidase activity
Source: RefSeq, a predicted model, not a curated record
CGACUUGGCAGGGACGCCCCUACGUAACGGUCUGACUUCCCCAUAUUUCGCGGCGAUGCUCCCUUUCUUCGGCUCGCAGCGCGUGCGCUGUCUUCUUCCUCUUCUGUCUGUCUCACUUUUUUGCAUUAAUAGUAAUCCACCAUGGCGCUGAUUCGACGGUAUGCGUUGUACACUGUCCUGGCUGCCUUCUUCCUGUAUGCGCUGUACAGCUUGAGCUUCCCAUACGAAAUCGACGAUCCCAAUGCGAAGCCGAGUCCGCCCUCGAACAAUGCCGAGGCACAGCGCCCCGACCAGAAGCAGCCGCAGCACCCGGUCAAGUCCAUCGAUUGGGCGCGCAAACCUAUCCAGCACCCUGUCAAGAGCCUGCUUCAGUUGCCCACAGGGACGCCAGCAAAACUGCCCAAGAUACAGUUCGAGUUUAAAGAAGAGGAUGCCACUGCGAAGAACAUACGCGAGACCAGGAAGGAAGAAGUGAAAAAGCAAUUCCUGAAAUGCUGGACGUCGUACCGCCAGAUGGCGUGGAUGCACGACGAGCUGAGGCCCAUCAGCGGCGACGCCAACGACCACUUUGGAGGGUGGGCUGCGACUCUCAUUGACUCACUAGACACAUUAUGGAUCAUGGGCUUCAAGGAGGAGUUUGAGUCUGCGAUCAAGGACGUCGAAAAAAUCAACUUUGGCUACACUCCGCUAGAGAAGGUCAACGUGUUUGAGACCAACAUCCGACAUCUUGGCGGGCUGCUGGCGGCAUACGAGCUGAGCGGAGAAAAGAGACUUCUCAAGAAGGCGAAAGAAGUCGGCGAGAUGCUCUACCAUGCCUUCGAUACCCCCAACCGCAUGCCCAUCACCAGGUGGGACUUCCAUGCUGCAGGGGAGGGCAAGAUGCAGCUUGCAGAUCCCCAGGUUCUAUUGGCAGAGAUUGGCUCGAUGACGAUGGAGUUCACCCGUCUGUCUCAGCUCACUGGCGACCCCAAAUGGUACGAUGCAGUUACCCGUGUCACCAAAGAGCUCGACAAGCAGCAGGACAGCACCAAGCUGCCGGGAAUGUGGCCGGUUGUUGUCAACGCGAGGAAGCUCGAAUUCACUCAUGACAACAGCUUCACGCUAUCCUCUAUGGCUGACUCUACCUAUGAGUACCUCGGGAAGAUGCAUGCUCUGCUCGGCGGCCUGGACCCGGUGUACAAGAAGAUGUACGAAAAGGCAAUGGCGACCGCGAUUGAGCACGUUAUUUAUCGUCCCAUGACGCCGGAUGACUCCGACCUGCUCGGAUCAGGUUUCGUGCGAGUCGAGGGUACGACGAUCUUCGCUGAGCCUGAACUGCAGCAUCUGGGCUGCUAUACCGGCGGCAUGUUGGCGUUGGGGGGCAAGAUAUUCGCCAACAAGGACCAUGUUGCCAUUGGCCGCAAGCUUACAGACACAUGUGUGUGGGCAUACAAGAGCAAUCCGGCAGGCAUCAUGCCUGAGGUGUCCCAUCUUGUGAAAUGUGCAAACACAACUGAAUGCCACUGGGAUGACAAAGCAUGGCAUGCCGAGAUCACAGCGCGGGCUGAUUUGCAGAGAGAGGCGGAUCCACUGAAGAACAUCGCCGGCCUCAGGUUGCCUCCGGGGUUUGCAUCGAUCGGGGACCGUCGCUACAUCCUACGACCUGAAGCUAUUGAGAGCGUGUUCGUUAUGUACCGAAUCACUGGUGAGCAGUCCUGGCAGGCGGCAGGAUGGGACAUGUGGACUUCAAUCAUGAGAGUCACGGACACCGAUAUUGGAAACGCGGCGUUGUCGGACAUCUCGGCAGAUACACCGCCAAUGAUGGACUCGAUGGAGAGCUUUUGGAUGGCCGAGACUCUCAAGUACUUCUUCCUUCUCUUCAGUGAGCCAAGCGCCAUCAGCUUGGACGACUAUGUCUUCAAUACCGAAGCACACCCGUUCAAACUACCCAAGGCAUAGUGGAAGAUCAGUGAUGCGGUGCUUUUCAGAGUUGUGCGUAUAUACCCACUUGAGCGGAAUAGAAGCUUCGUUACGAUGACCAACUGCUGGAUUUUGUGCACGUUGCAGACGUUGAUGUUGCUGUCAACCACAGUGUGCGCCAGACUAAAGUGGACCCUUCGAAGCAUCAUCGCAUCAUCACGUCAUGACAUCACGGUAAAAGCGACUACGUUGGUGACUAUAAACAGAGCUGCAAAUUCAGAAGGAGAAUGUCGAUACUACACAUUGACCU